This is a messenger RNA of Theobroma cacao (cacao), 988 nucleotides long. Its product is annotated as structural polyprotein. The record is from RefSeq and is a predicted model, not a curated record. Lineage: Eukaryota; Viridiplantae; Streptophyta; Magnoliopsida; Malvales; Malvaceae.
UCGGGGUAGUUUUGUAAUAACGUAAAGUGAAAGGUGUCCUGGGCGAAAAAGAAGAGAACUGAAAGAAGAAAAAAGAGAAGGAAAAAAUCGAACAGAAAUUGAAGAAAGAAAAGAAAACGAGAAAGCAAUGGGAUCUUCAAAUUCAUCAGCUGUUGUUCCGCUCCUCUUUUCCUUCCUUUUCUUCCUUCCCGUCUUAGCUUCAGCUUCUUCGAUUGAUUACCAGCAUGGACGAGUUGGGCAGAGGGUUUUGAUGAGCUUCAGAGAAAUUCCAAAAGGAAGUAACCGUACUUUCGAUUGCUCUCCUUCUGGUCCUUGCGUUCCUUGCCUUUACUCUGAGAAGGGUGAUGAAAAAUAUCGAUGCAGUGAGACAGGAUAUCGUAUCCCUUUCAAAUGUGUAGAAACUGGUGAUGGUUCAAAGGCUGAAAAUGAGCAAAAAUCUGAAAAAAGUAGAUCUGAUCUUGAAAUCUCAGUCAAUAAUGAAAAUUCAGGAAAGCGUAGAAGCUUACUUGGUGAUUCAUCCACAUCUGGGGGCAGCUCAAACGCCUAUAUUACCUACAGAAGCUGCAUGCAAACAGUUAAUGAAGAGAAGUUAUCAGUACUAGGUUUUGAGGGAAUUAUAUUUGGAUUGCUGCUUAUUAGUGGUUCAGUUGUAUUCUUAAGAAGAAAGCGGAGCAUUACCAUGCCAGGAGCAGCAGCUGGGAGGAUACAGCCCAACUCUAGGUUUUGAUUUAGAAGCCCUUUCAUAUGAAACCAACUUUGUUGAUAACUGCGGGCUUUGAAGCAAUUUAGAACAGAUUUAAGGGCAAGGCAUUUGCUGUUUGUUUCUUUUUCUUUUUUUUUUUUCCCUCCAUCUUGCGGUGAAAUUGUUAAAAUGAUCAUUCUUGGUAGUUCUGCAAUCAUCGAUGAAAGGAUUAAAAACGUUUUGGGUGGUCUCUUGGUAUUUGGUAAGCAAUGAUAGAAAGGUGCCAUUCAUACUGAGCUGUUAUAA